AUGUCAUUAGCUCAAUAUCCUCGCCAGGUCGUUUUUAUCUUCAUCGCUAUACUCCUCGCACAAUGUUCUUUCACGCAGGCUACAGAAGUAAAGUGUUUAGGCGGAUUUAAUUUAAACAGCGACCCAGCCACCGCAAUGUGCUCUGAUAAGGAAUUCAAGCCGUGGAAGUGCCCAACUGCCAAAUGCAAAAAAGACGGUCAGCCACACUUAUCAAUGUCAGGUUGUUUGCACAAUGGCGUCGCUGGUUCUGGUAUAAGUGACCAAAAAUGUGCCCAAUACAAUACUCAACCUGUUCCUUCAUAUGGAUGUAUGAACCCGGGCGGACAAGUCUAUGUUUGUCCUUUCAAAGCCACCGAUCCACCUUACCUCACCUGUUCCGACUGUACCAAGCCAGUGGAAUCAACUGCGCGACAAAUUAACAACAGCAAUAUGUAG
This is a messenger RNA of Melampsora larici-populina 98AG31, 435 nucleotides long. RefSeq lists its product as uncharacterized. Lineage: Eukaryota; Fungi; Basidiomycota; Pucciniomycetes; Pucciniales; Melampsoraceae. Bases 1 to 435 code for a protein of 144 amino acids. The transcript is spliced from 5 exons. The record is from RefSeq and is a predicted model, not a curated record.